Messenger RNA from Suillus subalutaceus, 1320 nucleotides. RefSeq lists its product as uncharacterized. The transcript is spliced from 9 exons. The coding region runs from base 1 to 1320 and encodes 439 amino acids. The record is from RefSeq and is a predicted model, not a curated record. NCBI's taxonomy places the organism in Eukaryota, Fungi, Basidiomycota, Agaricomycetes, Boletales, Suillaceae.
AUGGCUGCAGUCUUUGGAGACCUUGUUGGAGGCCCAUACUAUUAUACUCGCAACUCCAGAGGCAAAACUCCUGUGUCUGAUAUGAAGAGUGAACCGAGUUCGGGCAUGCCCGUCUUAUCCACGACAUCGUGGAUCUCUAGCAGAUCAAGACGACGUGGCACUAAGACAGAGACCCUGCGUCCUGCGGAUGUAACUUACAAACCAUCGAAUACUUCAACAGUGGCGGCAGAGACUGAAACUCCAACAAUCGCAGCCAAGCCCCAAACUGAUACUGCAGUCGUGCAACAUGAUCAGGUUUUGGGCAUCACGAAUGUCAUCACUGCAGAACCAGCUGGGUGCCACGAGCAACUCAUAGAUGCUCUUCAGCAGGUCUGGGUGGAGCCUGUAUGCUUUGUCAAUGUCUCUCCUGAUGAUCAUGCACGCAUUUUGGAGCACAUGGACUCUCUGACAUUUUCAAACUAUCACACAAAGAUGUCGUAUUUUCCUCGCAGAAUGAUUCUCAUCGUGUAUUCUCCGCACCCUGUCCAUGAACAACCACAAGCAGAUGUCUUUCAUCAUCUCACAAGCUCUCCACAGCUCGGAUCUACUCUCGAAAACAUUUUCACCAUACCUGACAUGCAGGUAACCAUGAUGCCUACAACCACAAUAGCCGCUGAGACCCAACUUCUCUGGAUGGUCGAAUCCGGAUUCACUCAGUCUCGACCUGCCAUCAUGGCAAAAGUGGGAGAUGCUUCUAUCGCACGAAGAACUACUUCUUAUUCUUAUGAUCUUGGUCAAAGAAAAAAAAAAUUUGCCACCCCCAUGGCAGACUCUGAUGCUUGGAAGGAGACACGCGAAGAGGGAUCGCAUUGGGGCAUGAGUGGAUUGACAUCGAGUCUGUCGAAUAUUAUGUUUGGGUUAAAUCUGGAGAUCAGUAUUGAUGUAACCACUGAUCCUACGGCACAUGGAACACUAUUUCCGGAUAUUAACAUGGGUGAUGUCACUGAUGCAUUGAACCGUGGUAUGGAUCGUGUGAAGGCCACCAUGAGCCACACCCUUGACACUAUCGAAUGCAUCUCGACAAGUCCUUCAUGUCAGUGGCCGUUUAUCAAACCACCCACUUCCGCUACUGCAAUUGGUACCAUCGCCAAUUCUCUGGCACGAAGCGUCGUCGUGGACAAUCCUACCAUAGACGCAAGUGUGGACAAUCCAGAGAAUGCUGAACCCUCAAUCAGCCGCAUAUCCAUCUCUAAUGCUAGCGAUGAGACUACUUCCUCCUCAGAACUGGCCACGUCUGGAACCGAGUCUUCCUCUGAGCCAAGUGAUGAUUCGGAUGUGUAG